GGCUUGAAACGAAGUUGCCAUAAAUAGCCGCACGCGGGGAGGGCCAAGUUAGUUCCACGGAGGCUUCUGAGGAGAACCGUCGUCAUGCAGAACUGCACAUUCUUAAUCUUCGCGGCCGUCGUGGCCCUGGCUCUGGCAGAGGGCCAGUUUUACGUACCCCGUUCGUACUAUAUCAUCGACGCUGAGGGCCACGAGUCCGCACCGGUGCCACUGCGGCGCCUGCGCCGGUCGCUGCAGCCUUACCCGUACGCCUCGGGCGUGCCCCAGUGGGGAUCAGGGGCCAGUGCCAACGCUAACGCCAAUGCUAACGCGCAAGCUAAUGGCUGGAGCGGUGCGGACGCGCAUGCUAAUGCCAAUGCAAAUGCUCAAGCUGGUGGUCAACCCAGCUGGGGGGGCUGGGGCGCCCCCUCCGGCUCCUAUGGCGCCACCAACCCUGCCCUGAGCGCGGGCCAGACUCGGCGUCUAUCGGGUCCUGUCACAGGAGCUCACUCAGUUCAGGCCAGCUCGUCCGUGGGUCUAGACUCCUCAGGCCAGGGGUAUUACGACCAAUAUACUUCUGUCUCUAACUAAUUUAAUUUCCCACUUUUAAAAUAAGAUCGCAAAUAUUUUUUCAGUAUCUUCUACACACUUUAUAAUUUAAAAUAUAUAUAAUAAAAAUAAUGCAGCGGUCUUAUCCACUAAAUACAUGAGUACUUACAAAAAUAUUUAGUACAUUAAUAAUUGAGUAUUUUACCAAGGAAUUAAAAAAAAAGUUGUUUCUGAGUUAUUCAUAAAUAGUUAUAUUAAUAUA
Molecule: messenger RNA, 790 nt
Organism: Plodia interpunctella (Indianmeal moth)
Lineage: Eukaryota; Metazoa; Arthropoda; Insecta; Lepidoptera; Pyralidae
Exons: 4
Coding region: 85-570 (161 amino acids)
Source: RefSeq, a predicted model, not a curated record